Messenger RNA from Osmia lignaria (orchard mason bee), 1079 nucleotides. RefSeq names its product glutathione S-transferase S4 (gene GstS4). NCBI's taxonomy places the organism in Eukaryota, Metazoa, Arthropoda, Insecta, Hymenoptera, Megachilidae. The record is from RefSeq and is a predicted model, not a curated record. Gene Ontology annotation, biological process: glutathione metabolic process. Gene Ontology annotation, molecular function: glutathione transferase activity.
CGCGCUGUCUAAUCACUCGACUGAUAACUGAUCAAUGGCUCGAAGUUGCGUAGGGAGUUUUAAUCGAUCAGCUUGUUUUCUUCGUGCGUUCAGAGAAGAUAAUCGUCGACCAUAAAAAAAAGGCAACAAAUUAAAUGAUUACAUACUGGAACAAUUGGUGUCUGUUCCGAAGUGAAAGCAGUGAAGAGAGUGGGAUGGAAUGGCAUACUUCGAAGUUGUAGGCCAAUCAGAAUCUUCAUGACAAUUCACUAAUAAAGAGAACCUUUCAUAUAAGAGAAAGAUAUAAGAAACCUGGAUUACGGAGGAGGGAGACGUAUAAUUGUUACAUAACUGUGGGAGACAAGUUAGUCUGCGGUGAAGUAGCGUUGCAUUCGAGUGUACGAUUAGUGACGAUGACGAGUUAUAAAUUGGUAUAUUUUAAUGUGAUGGGACUGGGAGAACCGAUUAGGUUUCUCCUCAGUUAUGGUGGUGUUAAAUUCCAGGACGUUCGACUGGAUAUUGGUUCCCAAGAAUGGACCAACUUGAAGCCAACUACUCCAUUCGGUCAGCUACCCACGCUGGAAAUCGAUGGCAAAGUUUACUCGCAAACGUUGCCUGUUUGCCGUUACCUGGCCAAACAAUUUAAUCUCCUCGGCAAAACCGAUUUGGAUGCGCUGCAAAUCGAUGCUGUAGCGAAUGCUCUUCACGACUUCAGGAGGCUGACGGUAUCGCAAUACUACAGAGAAGCCGAUCCGGUUUUGAAAGCCAAAAGAAAAGUCGAAGUAAUGACGAAAGUGAUACCAUUUUAUUUAAAUAAACUCGAAGAAUUGGUGAAAAACAAUGGAGGGUACUUUUAUGGUGGUCAGUUGAGUUAUGCUGAUCUCUUCUUCGCUGCUAUUUCGGAUUCCCUGAGUAUAGCUUAUGAAGCUGAUAUUACAAAAGAUACGCCGAAUCUAAAAUCUCUCAGACAGAAAGUUUUAGAAUUACCAGGUAUCAAAGAAUGGGUACAAACAAGACCGAAAACUGAAAUAUAAAUGCUUGAUAAAACAGACUUUGGGGACCACGCAUUUAAAUAAAUUGAAUGUUUUGUAAAACUACUA